Molecule: messenger RNA, 10602 nt
Organism: Coregonus sp. 'balchen'
Lineage: Eukaryota; Metazoa; Chordata; Actinopteri; Salmoniformes; Salmonidae
Source: the annotation of a GenBank genome assembly
GCGGCUAAUUCAAGAUGGCGGAGAUGGACCAGCUAGAUGAGAGUAAGUAACAACACGAAUUUAACAAGACUUUUAAACUACCAAUACAAUUAUGUGAGGAAAUGCUUAUUUUAAAAACCUUGUAUGUGUUACUAUUAUUAACUGAAUACUUGUCGCACUUUUUUCCUGAAGCGUUUGUAAACUCAUUUUCUAGACGCAAAAGCUAGUGAGCUAACGCUUGUUAGCAAGUUAGCUUGGUAAGCAGCUAGCUAGCUAGCUAGCUAACAUUAGUACGCUAGCUAGCUAGCUAGCUAGCCAGCUACCUGCUCUAAAAUAAUUAGGCGAUGGUCAUUAUGGCUAACUAAAGGUUAGCAGGCUUGUUGCCCGUUAGCUAACGACCUAGCAAGCUAACGUUAGCUAGCUGAGCUUUUUUUGUUUAUUUGAUUUCUGAAUAUUUGUACCUAACUUACUUAACUAGCUAGCUACAUUUAGCUAACUGUUAGCGAGUUGCUUAUAUUAUCCACUGUUCCCUAAAAUAAAUACUUUGUAUAGGUGUCUUGUUGCUUUAACAUCUAAAAACAAAUCGCCUAUUCAGUCUUCUCUGUCAAGACAAGACACUGACAGAACAGCCGUCUAAUGGGUGAUGUGAGGGGUCAUACUGCUGGCUAGCUGUCAUUAUCUGACAUAUUUUUCUGGUAACUGUUCUAGCCACAAUAAUUGCCAAUUUCCAAGGUAUUAUUUAACAAACAUCGAUUGUAGAGAGUUGAAAUAUGAACUGUCAGACCACCUGCUAUUCUUUCUAACUGUAUUUAGCUAACUACCUUUGUCCAACAAGGUAGCCUUUCUCAAUAAUUGACCUUGGGGUUAUUGGGUUAGUAAAGAUUACAUUCUCUCCAAUGAGCAUUGUUUUGUCCCAACGCUUUUAGUAUUUGCAUAUACAGAUGCCCCUGGGCUAUAUGGUGACUGCUGACUGAUGGAGCUCAUCUAUUCCUCACUAUGACACACCACAUUUGGGAUUCUCACUAAUAUUACACAUUUUAUUUGACCUACGGUUUUUCUUAUACAGUGCCUGUAGAAAGCCUACACCCCCCUGGAAUUAAAAUGCAUCUCUCUUCCCCCCCACCCUACCCUACCCUACCCUACCCUACCCUACCCUACCACUUCAAGUGAAAAAUAUAUAAUGGAUUAAAAAAGAAAAUCAAACUCAUCGCUUGGUUGGAUAAGUGUCCAACCCCUUGUAAUAUAAAUCUUAAAUUAGCUCAGGUGUAACCAACCACCUUCAAAAUCACACAAGUUAAUUGGCCUCCACCUGUGUUAAAUUGUAGUGAUUUCAGGAUCAAUUCAGCAGUUCCUGUAGGUUCCCUCUGCUGGGUAGGACAUUGCAGAGUAAACACUCAACCAUGAGCACCAAUGAGCUUUGAAAAUAACUCCAGGACAAAGUUGUGGAAUGGCACAGAUCAGGGGAUGGGUAUACAAAUAUUUUAAAAGCCCUUCAAUAUCCUUUGGAGCACGGUCAAGACGAUUUUAUUAAGUGGAAGGUGUAUGGCAUCACCAACACCCUGUCUAGAUCAGGCUUUCCUUCCAAACUGGAUGACCGAGCAAGUAGGAGACUGAUCAGAGAGGCUGCCAAGAGUCCAAAGGCAACUUUUAUGGCCAAGACUGGUUAAAGUCUGUAAAGAAGGGGAAAGGGGAUACCUAGUUAGUUGCACAAUUUAAUGCAUUCAAAUGUAUCUAAUGCAAUAUAACCCAACUCCUCUGAAUCGGAGAGGCACGGGGUGGCAAGAAGGAAGCCAUUACUCAAGAAAGCCCACCUUGAAUCCUGUUUUGAAGUAUGCAAAACAAAAACACUCGAGAUUCUUUAGCCAUGUGUGAAAGUUUUGUGGUUUGACGAAACUACAAUUGAAAUGCAAAGCGUUACGUUUAUCAGGAUUGAAGGGAAAAUGAAUGGAGCAAUGUACAGAAAAGUCCUUGAGGGAAAACCUGCUGCCCUCUGCAAGAAAGCUGAAACUGGGACGGAAGUUCACCUUUUCAGCAUGACAUGACAACGAUCUGAUGCACACAUCCAAAGCUACAGUGGAGUGGCUAAGGAAUAAAAAGGUAAAUGUAAAUGUCCCAGUCAGAGUCCGGACCUAAAUCCAAUCGAAAAUGUGUGGCAUGACUUCGAUUGCUACCCAAUGAACUUAACGGAGCUUGAACAGUUUUGUGAAGAAGAAUGGUCAAAUAUCGCCAAAUCUAGUGUGCAAAUUUAGUGGAGACCUAUCCCAACAGUCUAACAGCUGUAAUUGCUGCCUACGGUGCUUCCACCAAGCAUUAACUCAGGGGGGUGGAGACUUAUCCAAUGCUAUUUUUUUAAAUAUAUAGAAUUUUUCACAUUCCCUUUAAGUGGAGUAUGGUGUGUAGAUAAGUGGGGGAAACAAUCCUUAUUUAAAUGCAUGAAACUCUGAGGCACUGACAGAACAAAAUGUUCAAGGGGGUGUAGACUUUCCAUAGGCACUCGGUUUAUUAGGUACACCCACCUAGUACCGGGUCGGACCCCUCAUUGCUCCAGAACUGUCUGAAUUCUUCGGGGUAUGGAUUCUACAAGGUAUGGCUUACAAACGUUGCUCAGUUGGUAUCAAGGGACCUAACGUGUGCCAGGAAAAAUUUCCCCACACCAUUACUCCACCGUCACCAGCCUGUACCGUUGACACCAGGCAGGAUGGGGCCAUGGACUCAUGCUGCUUAUGCCAAAUCCUGACUCUGCCAUCAGCAUGACGCAACAGGAACCGGGAUUCGUCGGACCAGGCAAUGUCUUUCCACUCCUCAAUUGUCCAGUGUUGGUGAUCGCGUGCCCACUGGAGACGCUUCUUGUUUUUAGCUGAUAGGAAUGGAACCCGGUGUGGUUUUCUGCUGCAGUAGCCCAUCCGUGACGAGGACCGACGAGUUGUGCGUUCCGAGAUGCCGUUCUGCACACCACUGUUGUACUGCGCCGUUAUGUGCCUGUUUGUCGCCCGCCUGUUAGCCUGCAAGAUUCUUGCCCUUCUCCUCAUCAACAAGCUGUUUUUCACUGACUGGAGUUUUUUCUUUUUUUCGCACCAUUCUCGGUAAACCCUAGCUGCUGUGGUACGUGAAAUGCCCAGAGGCCAGCCUUUUCGAAGAUACUGGAACCGGCGCGCCUGGCACUGAUCAUACCACGCUCAGUCGCUUAGGUCACUCAUUUUGCCCAUUCUAACGUUCAACCGAACAGUAACUGGAUGCCUGUCUGCCUGCUGUAUAUAGCAAGCCAUGGUCACCUGGGUUACUGUCUGUAGGAGGUAACUAUUUUCGUGAACGGGGUGGUGUACCUAAUAAACUGGCCACUGAGUGAGUGUAUAUUCAUGGGUUUGGAUUUAGUCACACAGUCCUCAAACGAGAGGAAGGAUGAAUAGGUAUGCAGGAUUUUGUAAAAGUGGAGGACAUAUUCCAUGUCUGUCUCGGAUAAUUCCCCCUCUCUUCUCUUGAUUGCAGGCUCUUCAGCAGAGGCGCUAGUCAGUCUUAAAGGUACUGUAGCUUAACACAUUGCAUUGAUUGUCCCUGUCUGUGUAUGUAGCCUAUGUAUUGUGUAUACUGCAGGCUCACUUUGACCCUGUUUUUCCCAAAAGUUUGGAGAUGUCAGUCCCUCAUUGGAUUAGGAGUCUUUAAAAGCCUCUCUAAAGAAAGAGCUUAAAAAUGCAACACACAGGUGAUGUGUCAUAGACCAGGAACUAAGCCCAUUUGAACUCUUAACUUGUCAAUUGUUAGUGUGAGUCUGUCAAUGCGCUUUAUUCACUGAUGUCAUUGUGUGAUGUGGUAAGUAUGUAGUUUUAAGUAGUGAACUCUCCUUUACUGUAUGACCACUGAUUGCAGAAGACGUGAUAGGAUAAAUUAAUAAUGUGGAAACCAGUCCUUUCACCUAUGGCAGGGCUUGACAUUAACUUUUUUAGCCACUUGUUCUUUGGACAAGUAGGACUGAUUUGCAACUCUGCCUAGAAGGUCAGCAUCCCGGAGUCGCCUCUUCACUGUUGACGUUGAGAAUGGUGUGUUGCGGGUACUAUUUAAUGAAGCUGCCAGUUGAGGACCUGUGAGGCGUCUGUUUCUCAAACUAGACACUAAUGUAUUUGUCCUCUUGCUCAGUUGUGCACCGGGGCCUCCCACUCCUCUUUCUAUUCUGGUUAGAGACAGUUUGUGCUGUUCUGUGAAGGGAGUAGUACACAGCGUUGUACGAGAUCUUCAGUUUCUUGGCAAUUUGUCGCAUGGAAUAGCCUUCAUUUCUCAGAACAAGAAUAGACUGACGAGUUUCAGAAGAAAGUUAUUGGUUCUGGCCAUUUUGAGCCUGUAAUCGAACCCACAAUUGCUGAUGCUCCAGAUACUCAACUAGGCUCAAGAAGGCCAGUUUUAUUGCUUCUUUAAUCAGCACAACAGUUUUCAGCUGUGCUAAUAUAAUUGCAAAAGGGUUUUCUAAUGAUCAAUUAGUCUUUUAAAAUGAUAAACGUGGAUUAGCAAACACAACGUGCCAUUGGAACACAGGACUGAUGGUUGCUGAUAAUGGGCCUCUGUACGCCUAUGUAGAUAUUCCAUUAAAAAUCAGCCGUUUCCAGCUACAAUAGCCAUUUACAACAUUAACAAUGUCUACACUGUAUUUCUGAUAAAUGUUAUGUUAUUUUAAUGAAGAAAAAGAUAGCUUUUCUUUCGAAAACAAGGACAUUUCUAAGUGACCCCAAACUUUUGAACGGUAGUGUACAUGAGUGCCAGUGGAAAGUUUUUUAUUUUAGGACAUGACAAUGACAUUAAUACUUGCUAAUAGUGAACUAGUGAGAACCAGCCAAACUAUACAAUAUGUUUUGAAUUGGCUAUUUAGUUAGUCAUGUAUAUCAUUAUUUUACCUGCUGCACAAAUGGCUCUCUCUCUCUCCUCUGGCAACGGCCCACUGGCACACCAGGAUUUUCAUUGCAGACCAAAAAUGCGCUGUAACUGGGCAAAUAACUCACUAACUAGCAAUGAAUAUCAACAAAUGUGCACACGCGGCUCGCUUUGAUCUCAAAAGCGCAUCUUGCGACUGCAUGAUUGAAAGACCGCUCAUGCCUGUCAAUGUAGGCAGGCCUACAAUAAUUAUACUCCGAUGCGCUCUGCAGAGAUUGGGAGGACCGUGUGCAACACAUUGCAUCCGGAGGAUACUGAUCCAAUUCUGAUAGGAGUAGCCGAAUUGUUUGAUAUUGUGUUUUUUGCAGGUAUUUAUUUUAUUUUAUUUAAAUUUAUUUUCCCUGGGCAAUGGGACAAGCGUUAAUUUCGAGCCCUGUAUGGGUCAUGAAGGAAGGAGACUAGGAAAGGAGGACAUUUCAGAGUUUGGGAAAUAGACUUGUAAACGAUGAGGGAGCAGUGGUGAUUUGUAAGAUGCAAGUUUAAUCUAUUUUUGAUAACGCCACAUUUUGUGAAUCUCCAGAGGGCAGUCUGUCAAAUACUUUGAAUGAGAAGCAAACAAAAUCUCACAACACGAGAGGACGACACACCUUGGUGUCCAUGGAAACGGUGAGAUGGCCAAUCUAGCCCUUCGUCACAUCUAUCCUUUGAAACUCUUUAGGUCUUGUAUUGAUUUUAUCUCUGGUGAUUCAAUCACUGUUGAUUAAGUGGGCACUGAUAUUCUUAUCAGCACUUCCCAUGAGCAGUUUGUCAAAGUUACCCUCAAUGUUCUGAUUUGCACAAUCAAUUCUACCUGGUUGACACUUCAUUUGUAUUCUGAACAAAUCAGUGCCCCCGUUUCAUCUUAGAUGGGAUAGGCGUGUGCAAUAAGCAAUACUAUCUGCACAUUUGAAAACAUUUUUUAUAAAGCAUUGACAUGAUUCUCACCUAUAUGCUGACCCUCCCCUCCCUGUGUCCAGCCCACGCGAAGCUCCAAGAGGAGCAGACUGUUUAGGGAGGAGGAGGAGCAGCGCCUCCCAUCCAGAUCCCCUAGAAGGAGCCAGAGGGUCACCUCUGUACCCCAGGUAUAGCUCCAGCUCACACAGCAGGGCAAAGCAAACCCUGUUGCAUCUGUAAAAUAAAUGCCUUGCUUUUGGCCCGCAUCAUUGUCCUAUCCCCUCACUGCAAAUACACAGCCUCCUUUAAACCCAGAGGAGCAAUGUGAAAGCAUUUCCUCCUAUAGAUCAACUACUAUAGCUCAGGAUAACCCAAUGUGCUUUUGUAAACUAUUUAGUGACUUAAUUCUUGUUCAUUUGUUUUGAUUGUUUUCUUUCAGAAGUUUGCUAAUGUGACGACCCCAGAUAAGAAAGUGUCUCAGAGAAUCGGGCUGAGGUUGAGAAACCUCCUCAAACUUCCUAAAGCACACAAAUGGUGCAUCUACGAGUGGUUCUAUUCUAACAUCGACGGGUAAGCUACACUACCACGACAGCUGUAUUACACACACACACACCCAGUGUGGAAUUCCUUUGACCUCUGCCACCUUUUCCUCCACCCAGACCUUUAUUUGAAGGGGACAAUGACUUCUGCCUGUGCCUGAAGGAAUCCUUUCCCAACCUGAAGACCAGGAAGUUGACCCGUGUGGAGUGGGGUACAAUCAGGAGACUGAUGGGGAAACCCAGACGGUAUUGUUCAUUAUUACAGCACAUUCUCUUUUUAAAGACUGACCUUCCAAAUCUGAUUUUCUUUGCUCUCCAUUUCUCGGUGUCCUUUUGAAGUGAAUAGAUUGUCCCCAUGAAUAUCCCUCUCUGUUUUCAUUAUUUCGAGACACCAAUGAUAAACACCUUGUGCACACCGUGGAAUCUCAGGGAAAUAUCCUGGAAUGUUAAUUAAAGAAAGAAACCUUUCUUGGUUGUCUUUUUCAUGCACACUAAGUAUACCAGCUCUGUGUGUCUAAUUGACUUAGUUAAAUGUUCCCCUUUAGGUGUUCGUCUGCGUUCUUUGCUGAGGAGCGGACUGCGCUGAGACAGAAGAGGCAGAAGAUGCGUAUGCUGCAGCAGAGGAAGUUUUUUGACGUGGCACACUGCAAAGACCUCCCCGACGAGAUCCCCCUGCCGCUCGUCAUAGGAACCAAAGUCACCGGUAAAACACUGUAGUGAUGGCAACUAAAAUAACUUCUUAAAUACCAGCAGCCCAUACCCUAAAAGUAGCUAUCAGCAAACCUGUAGUCAUAGCACCUAAAGUCCCCUGUAAAUCUCCAGAUUAGAUGGAUUCUGUGUGUUCCAGCUCGUCUUAGGGGAGUCCAUGACGGCCUGUUCACUGGGCAGAUCGAUGCCGUGGAUACGGGCGCUGCUACUUACCGUGUGACCUUUGACCGGAAUGGGCUGGGCACACACACCGUGCCUGAUUACGAAGUGCUGGUACGCCUGGUCUUCAUUACACUCAUUCAGCAUUGACAUGUUAGAACAGGGAUUCUCGGCAGACAUCAAACGUACAGAGAAACCUGAGUCUUUGUCCAUCACCAGCAGUGCUGUCUAAAGUCCAUGGAAAAAUAUCAACUUAAAAAGCAAAGCAUUUAGAAACAUCCUUCAAUCACAAACAUGCUACAUGGAAAUCAGCAGUAAUUCACAAGGGAACAAGAUAAUGCCAAUAAGUGGUUUUCUGCUGUAUUACCAACGAUAAGGUUGAUUUAAUUAUAUUGUUUCUUCCCUCUCCAGAGUAACGAGCCCAACGAGACCAUGCCCAUCUCAACCUUCGCACAGAAACUUAGACCCUCCCGCUUCCAGAACUUCAUGACCCCUCCCAGAGUGACCUACCCCGCCGCCACCACACCUGUCCUCAUGGUAAGCAGGAAACAGUGCACAAUGACUUCAAUGCACAUUAUAGUUUCAUCACUUCUAAUCAUUAAUUUCUGAUUGAGGAAAUCUGGGAUACUGGUUAGGUGACGUCGUUACAGUUUUAUUUGAGAUUACUGUGAAUGGUUCAUAUACUUCUAUUGCUAUAACAUGAUUAUGACUGAUCCUUGACUGACAAUUGUCUCUCAAUUGUAUUCAAUAUUGCUUUGCUUAUUUGCCAUCGGAAUUGACACAUCUAUGCCUGUGACAGGACAAUGAUCCCCUCAUCAGCCAGUCUCCAUGGAAAAACAAACUCCCUGGAGCGGACGGGGACACACUCGGAGGAUUCCCUGUCAAGUUCCUCGUCCAAGUGGUCAGUCUUCCUGUCUUGGCUCUGCUUCUAGGAUAAUAUAGCAUAAUGUAAACGUAAAUAUGUCCCACUAAGAAUCUCUCCCUCCUAGACGAGGCUCUCCAAGAUCCUCAUGAUCAAGAAAGAACACAUCAAGCACUUGAAGGAUAUGAACGCAGAGGCUGAAAAACUGGUAGGCUCCCAGAAAAUACUAAGACAGUACUAUGACAGACAAUGUUCCUAAUAGUGUAUUCUGUCAUAGAAAUAGUAAAAAAGUGACAAAGUAAAUAUAUACAGCUUAACAUUUAAAUGUGUUGUGUGUUUGUAGAAAUCGUGCUCGACGCCUAUAGGCCUGGAGUUCCAGAAGCGUUAUGCCACCACAGUCCUGGAGCUGGAGCAGCUCAAUAAAGACCUGAACAAGGUGCUGCACGAGGUCCAGCAGUUCUGCUAUGAGGUGAGGACACACUGGCACAUCUUUUGGUCUCAUCUCAGUAAAAGGGUCCUCUGUAGCUCAGCUGGUAGAGCACGGCGCUUGUAACGCCAAGGUAGUGGGUUCGAUCCCGGGACCACACAUACACAAAAAUGUAUGCACGCAUGACUCUAAGUCGCUUUGGAUAAAAGCAUCUGCUAAAUGGCUUAUUAUUAUUAUUAUUAUUAUUAUUAUUAUUAUUAUUAUAUUUCAUUGUCUUGCAGCUAGAUGUGUAACAGAUUGUCUUACCUCCUAGGAGUGUACUUAGCAAGAAGGCAUGAGACGAGCAAAACAUCAGCGAUAGUCGUCUUUAGAUGAUAAUCAACGAAGGGUGUCUCAAUAAUGACGUUGUGCCGAUAAAUUGCAUAUUUGUUUCUUCGGCUGGUCCCAGAACAGUUUUAUACGACAAUAUGAAUCGAAGCAUGUAUGCCCCUCUGUCCUCUCCAGCUGGCCCCAGAUCAGGGCAUGGCUCCUGCAGAUCGGCCCACAGAGCUGCGUCAGCGCUGUGAGGAGGAGGCCAAGGAGAUGGUGCAGCAGACCAACACCCUCCGUGACGACCAGCAGUGCGUCUCCAACGCCAGCCUCACACACCUCAUCUCAGGCCUUACUGCCUUACUGCUGCAGAUCAAGGUUAGUAUAUGGUGCACAGACACAGCAUCACAGCACUACUCAAUUGAUUUGUUUGCCUGAGCAUGUAUUUGUUUGUGUUCCAGUGUCUGGCUGAGGGAGGAGACCUGAACUCCUUUGAAUUUAAAUCGCUGACUGACUCUCUGAACGACAUAAAAAGCUCAAUAGACCCCUCCAACCUCAGGUGAGUGCCUCUACAGUUCACAUCCAUUCUGCCCAAUGUUUCGUCCUAUUUAGAGUUAUGAGGGGAGAUGGAUGACAGUGAUGGAAGACUUCAGAGGAAGGGAUAGCAAUAUGGCCAAGAUGGCGGGUGCAUGUUCACCUGGUCUUAAUGUUUGUCCUAUCCUGCCUGUGCAGUUGCUUCCAGAACAACGUAGAGAUUCACGUAGCCCACAUCCAGAGUGGUCUGAGUCAGCUGGGAAACCUCCACGCCUUUGCAGCCAACAACACCAACACGGUCUGAACACACACAGAGAGCGGCCUGGUCAGCACCAACUAAGUGGAACAUACACACUAUCUCGAGUGACUGUGAAAGAAGAGGUCGGUUUGUGGAUCCCCUGACUUUCAAACAAAAAGCCCCCACUGAAAUGAUCUGGCUCAACAUGUAGGCUAUGUUUCCGUGGUUGUGGGGAAAUAUCCUUACUUUUCUCACAGCUGUCUGUCAUCCACAUGUUUGAUUUUAUUGUAUAUAUGUCUUUGAAAAUGAUUUGUUUACUGUAAUGAACACGGACAAAAUGUAAUGUCAAACCGGCCCUGGUCUAUAGACUAGACUUUGGUCACUGCAAGAAUUCACACACAAAAUUCCAGUUGUAGAUUUAUUCUAUGGUCUCAUGUGCCAAACAGUACUUCAAGCAGUUUCUAUUAUAAUCCAUAUUUAUUUUUAAGAGUUGGUGAUAAAACAAGAUUUAGCAUUUGGAGCUUCCCUUUGAGUCAAUGUUUUUGUGUUCCUUUACUCCACUGGUAGUAAGCACAGGGUAGGCUAAAGAAUGUUUUGUAAAAUUGUUUAUUGUAGAUAUUUGUACAAUACCUUUAUGAGUACUCUGAUUUAUCGUUGACAUUUGUGUAACCCUCUGAGAUGGCUUUUGUAAUUUUGUGUGCACUGAAGAGAUUUUAGUAUUUUUGUAAAAUGAGAAUUCUGGUUUUUGAUGCAGUUGACUCAAAUGGAUUGACAGCCUCGAAAGGGCACUGUUGAAGCAUCAGGCCUACAUGUAACCUAAAUUCAAACACAAUACUGAGGUGAUAAAUGUUUGUUCCCAGAAUUUCUCCAUUUCACCUUUUUUGUUUUGUAAAUCUGUAUAUGGGAAUUUGUAAAUAUUCCUUGCUGUCAUUUUAUAUUAAACAUAUAGCCAAGCAAACUAAUGUCAUGCCUUUGUGACAAUUGAUAAGGAUAGGUGAGGAACAAAUUACACAGCACGGGUAGAUUAAAUGUAAUAUAUAUUUUAUUUGGUAGCCUG